This is a messenger RNA of Gryllus bimaculatus (two-spotted cricket), 306 nucleotides long. NCBI's taxonomy places the organism in Eukaryota, Metazoa, Arthropoda, Insecta, Orthoptera, Gryllidae. The record is from the annotation of a GenBank genome assembly.
AUGCAAGCGUACAAUGAGCCGUUCAACUUCGACGUGGAGAAUGGCGCCAGCCCCGGCCGCAGCCCGCUGGACGGCGGCGCGUCGCCGUCGGCGGGGCUCGUGCUGCAGAACCUGCCGCAGCGCCGCGAGUCCUUCCUCUACCGCUCCGACUCGGACUUCGAGAUGUCGCCCAAGUCCAUGUCGCGCAACUCGUCCAUCGCCAGCGAAAGAUUCAAGGAGACUGAGACCGUGCUGGACCGCUCGUAUGUAUUUCUUAUUUCUCUCUUACUGUGCUUUCACGUAGAGCAGUGCCCCUUCUCCCCCUGA